This is a messenger RNA of Hydra vulgaris (swiftwater hydra), 628 nucleotides long. Its product is annotated as DNA-directed RNA polymerase II subunit RPB9. Gene Ontology annotation, molecular function: zinc ion binding; DNA-directed RNA polymerase activity; nucleic acid binding. Gene Ontology annotation, cellular component: RNA polymerase II, core complex. Gene Ontology annotation, biological process: transcription-coupled nucleotide-excision repair; transcription initiation at RNA polymerase II promoter; maintenance of transcriptional fidelity during transcription elongation by RNA polymerase II. The record is from RefSeq and is a predicted model, not a curated record. NCBI's taxonomy places the organism in Eukaryota, Metazoa, Cnidaria, Hydrozoa, Anthoathecata, Hydridae.
UAAGUUUUUAGAAGAAAAAUGUUUCUAAAAUAAAAUUAGAGUUAUCUUUAAUAUUAGUAUUAUAAAUAUGUAUAACGAAGAUGAAGAUGAACAGAGUGAAAAAAAUUCUGGACCUGGAUUUGUUGGCAUCAAGUUUUGCCAGGAAUGUAACAAUAUGUUGUAUCCAAAAGAAGAUAAAGAAAGAAAAAUAUUAAAUUACAGUUGUAGAAAUUGCAGCUAUCAAGAACGCGCACAAAAUUCUUGCAUCUAUGUCAACAUGAUUGUUCACGAUGUAAAUGAGUUGUCACAGAUUAUUGGAGAUGUUGUUACAGAUCCAACGCUCCCAAAGACAACAGAUCAUCCUUGUCCAAAGUGUGGCCACAAUGAAGCUGUAUUCUUUCAAUCACAGUCAAAUAAAGCUGAUCACAUGCGAUUGUAUUAUGUCUGUUGUGGUAUGAACUGUCAGCAUAAAUGGUCUGAAUGAUGAAAGAGUUUCUUUGUUAUAUUUUUGUGAUUAGGUGGAUAUGCAGAUAAAUGAAGAAUUUAUUUACUCUAAAACUCAAUGAAUGUAAAAAAAUCGAAAAAGUAAAAAAUAAAGAAUAUAAGUUUGUAACUUAAAACAAUUGAAAAUAUAAGUUAUAUAAACAAA